AUUUCCCCAAUCACACCUGACAGCUUGCUCGUGGUAGUCACAUCGGUGCAGCGCACUCCUUAACUGUACACUCGAACAAACACAACACAACUCGUACGAUGGCGUUCCGGUACCUGUUGAUCGUGGCAAGCGUAAUGCUGGCUUCGGCAUUGGCAGCUGCCAGCCCGGCUAACAAGCCGGCCUUCUGGAAGGGCACACCGAUGGACGGCAUGGUGGAGGAGAUGCGAUCGCUUUGCAGCAGCGAGAACGAUUCAGUCGCCUGCACCAAGUUCAAGAUCAUGAACUUCCUCGAUACGGUUUUCAAGAAGGAUAGCUUCCAUGUCUCCGACGAUGUUGAAGUUCGCAGCAAUGGAGCACUCGUGAGCGAGGGUCGUGCACCGUCCGGAGUGCUGGAACAGAUCGAGAACUAUCUGCGUAGCCACGACGUCACCUUCAAGAUGCCGAUUGCCGGUGCACGCGUUACCGUUUCUCCGCGCAACCUCGAGCAGGAUGAGCUGAACGUGACGUUCAACUUCCCGGCUGGAAAUGGCCGUGGCAUUGAGGCCCGCAAAUCCAAGCUGAAGAAGAUCGUCAUCCCGAUCAUGGUGUUUAUCCUGCUGAAGGCAAUGACUCUGAUCCCGAUGGCACUCGGUGUGCUGGGUCUGAAGGCGUGGAACUCGCUGCAGCUGUCGUUCUUCUCGUUCGUUGUGUCGGUCGGUCUAGCUAUCUUCCAGCUUUGCAAAAAGCUGGCCGCCGAUAGCCAUCAUCCCCAUAUUGCCGCCCACGGACCAUGGGAUGCGGGCCGAUCCUUCGUUCAGCCGAACUUCGAUGGUCAGGAUAUUGCGUACAGUGCCCACGCAUAAGCCUGAAUCGACAGCCGUAAAAAGUCGUGUGAAAUGCAAAUCCCGCGAGGGGAAAAGUAAUUUAUUUACCUUAUUUGUAACGAAUGUUUGCGACAAGACUUUGCUAUCCUAACGAGCAUAAUAAACGAAUCCGUAUCGAAACGAAACAACUCGUCUGAUUGGUGU
Molecule: messenger RNA, 1007 nt
Organism: Anopheles stephensi (Asian malaria mosquito)
Lineage: Eukaryota; Metazoa; Arthropoda; Insecta; Diptera; Culicidae
Gene: Osi19
Exons: 3
Coding region: 99-842 (247 amino acids)
Source: RefSeq, a predicted model, not a curated record